Porites lobata is the source of this 1941-nucleotide messenger RNA. Lineage: Eukaryota; Metazoa; Cnidaria; Anthozoa; Scleractinia; Poritidae. The record is from the annotation of a GenBank genome assembly.
AUGGCCAUCAGAGAUAAUAAUCCUGCUGGCAUCGCUGCCGCUUCCUUGAGUAUCGCCGCUGGCGUUGUCGGGCUUACGACUUUCUUUGCUGCGAUAAUAACGGGUUCAACAAUCCUUGGACCAAUUGGGGCCAUAGCUGGGGCGCUUAUUGGAAUUGCCGCUACCCUCAUCGAACUUUUUGGCGGGCCAGGCUACGACGUGGAAGCAGUGGAGGCACAUAGGGAUCGGCUUCGACAGCUGAGGAGGCUGAGGGACGCCUGCGGUGCUCAAAUCGUCACGCGGAUGGACUUCUUAGAGAAAACAGGCACGCUUUUCACUGAUGUUUAUGCCAACAAUCAGGCAUCUUUGCUGUACAGCGUUCGUAGUGGGCAAUUAAAGAUGUACGAUUGUUAUCAUAGGCGUCGCGGGUUAUACAGGAACCCCGGCUGCGACGAAUUGCAAUAUGAUAGCUCUUUACACCUUCGUAAAUAUGUAGGGCCUGAUUUAUCGCCACAUAACUCAGUUGAUACAGCAGAGGAAGAGUUACGAAAUGUAUCAAAUGUUUGUAUGGGUAAAUAUCGUGGAAUAGUUAGUCCAUAUAUGCCUUUAGAGGAGAGUUCUACUGGCUGGGGCAAAACAAUUGAUUUCAUCGGGUUUGAUUUCUAUGGAAGAUUUAAAAGCGGCACAUCCUAUGGAGGUGCGUUUGUUUUUAUUAAUACGAGCUUUGUUUCAGGGGAAAUUUUAAACGGUAUUGAUAUCGAUACUUACAUACCAAACGAUGACGUAGAGCAAAAUGACGUUACCAGUAUUGACGAAUACCGAAAUUUUCGUAUAAAUCAGGAGAUUAAAAUUCAGACUGGAAGUGGAACAGAUUGUUUGAACAUUAACGGUAUGAUAGGAGAGUUUAAUAGCAGUUACGUUGAUAAGUUAAAGGUUGUUUUGGGAGGUGGACUAUUUAAUGUACUGUCUUUUCAAGGAAUUUCAAAAGACAGAAAAGAUAUAAAAGGAGUCUUUUUUGACUCUAAAGAAGGUAUUUUGAAAUAUUAUCACGGACAUAAUAGGAACACACACCAACUUGGCACAGUCGAGAAUGUUUGGCUAUUUAAAGGGUCGCCAUUUGAUGAUCACGUGAUACUUUAUACUACUCACCACAUUGACAAUCCCACAUUCAGAGUAAUCCAAACAUCCGGACGAAAUGUCUAUGAAUUUAAUUUUGAUGACUUGACUGACUCAAAUUUUUACUCCCGAAAAUUCCAGAUCGUUGAUGAAAGUGACCAUCCUCCAAAAAUAAUUAUGAGAACCGCACAUGCUAACAAACUUGAUCGCAAGUAUAUGAUUUUAGAAUACAAAAGACUAACUGUUUAUGAUAAAUCGACUGGCAGACCUGUGUUAGAAAUUGAAUUGGAUACAAAAAAUACAGGGAACGUGUUCAUUAACGAUGCAGACCCUAUACCACUUGAUCACGCACACAUAUCCCCAUGGCCUCACAGGCUAAACGCGAACAUAAAAUCCUUAAGUUUCCCUCCUUUUCCAAGCAAUCUUCACUUCGGAGAUGGUAAUGAGCUUUUACUUUUGAAGUGGCGAACUAGUCAUGACCAAAAUUCCGCUGACCUUGUGAUUGACAUGAAGGGUGGGGAAAACUUCUUAAUCAUCAGCGACAAAUAUUUUCUUGAUCCUUGUGGUGUUGAUGGUGAAACGGUAACCCUCACUUUGAAAGCGGGGUCAGUGACGGGGGCAUAUACAAUUUCCAUUGAAAACACUGAUGAUGCAAAUUUUUCUUUUAAUAUUGAACUACGAAAUAUGUACAAGAUAAUUAACGAGUAUGGUAACCAACUGGUUUACAUGCGGAGCCAUGAGGGUUAUUCUCCUCCUGUCCCGAUGGACCUCUAUGAUAAGUACAUGGAAGUAACCCGUGAGACGUUAGAAAUUAAGACUACUGAAAAUGUCCUGGAAGAAGAUUAA